This is a messenger RNA of Cephus cinctus (wheat stem sawfly), 1985 nucleotides long. It is a transcript of the gene park, whose product is annotated as E3 ubiquitin-protein ligase parkin. Bases 190 to 1719 code for a protein of 509 amino acids. Gene Ontology annotation, cellular component: endoplasmic reticulum; Golgi apparatus; cytosol. The transcript is spliced from 8 exons. Gene Ontology annotation, biological process: regulation of apoptotic process; regulation of cellular response to oxidative stress; autophagy of mitochondrion. Gene Ontology annotation, molecular function: ubiquitin conjugating enzyme binding; ubiquitin protein ligase activity; zinc ion binding. The record is from RefSeq and is a predicted model, not a curated record. NCBI's taxonomy places the organism in Eukaryota, Metazoa, Arthropoda, Insecta, Hymenoptera, Cephidae.
UGUAAGGAAUAUUUAAGAUUGGUCAAUUCCUUUAGUUAGUAAUACUUAAACCGAUUUAACAUACCCGCGUAAACGUAGUCCAUAAGAGCCCUAUCAUGCUCGCCACAAGCGUACGAUCCAACUUUUGACCACUGAAAUAUACAUAUAAAGAAAGAGGAAGAAGUUAAAUUUCUGCUUGGAGUAAAAGUGAUGAAUUUUUUCUUUGACGUUGUGUUGAAUGCAUUUAUUAGGAUGUUACAACUAUUUUGGUUUGGCAAACGAAGAAUAUCCAAUUCAUUAAGUAUUUACGUCAAAACAAACGAAGGAAAUACUUUAUGUGUCGAUUUGGAUCCAAAGUGGGACAUUAAAAACGUGAAAGAAGUUGUAGCACCUCGGCUUGGUAUUUUGCCCGAAGAUUUGAAAGUUAUAUUAGCUGGGAAAGAAUUACAUAAUUCCACAAUUAUUGAGGAAUGUGAUUUAGGCCAACAGAGCAUUUUACAUGUAGUACGAACACAACCAGGUCGAAAUCGGACGCGGAAAUUGAAUUUACCUCAAGACACAAUUGAGGAAUUAGCUUCUGAAAAUUCUGAUGUGAAUGAAAGUGGAAGUAAGCCUAUGAAUGAGACUUUGACUGACUUACCUCUAGAAGAAGCUGAAGAAUCAGUUACCACUAUAAGUGAACAAGAGCAGGAAGAAAAUCGCGCACAUUUCUACGUUUAUUGUUCUGCACCAUGUAAAUCUGUGCAGCCUGGUAAACUAAGGGUACGCUGUGAAAGAUGUAGUAGUGGAGCAGUCACUGUUGACCGAGAUCCUCAGUGUUGGCCAGAUGUACUACUGCCACAGCGCAUUACUGUGCACUGUGAGAAUGAUUUCUGUCUGCCUCCUUUAUCAGUAACACAUACUGAAGAAAUUGAAUCACAAAUUCUAUAUGCUAAGUUUUAUUUCAAGUGUGCAAACCAUACGAGUCUUGGUGAGACUGAUGAGUCUGUACCAUUGUAUCUGAUUAAACCUAAUCUUAGAAAGGUCCCGUGCCUUGCUUGUACAGAUAUUAGAGAUACAGUAUUGGUAUUUCCAUGCGAAGCAGGCCAUGUAACCUGUUUAGACUGUUUUUGUGAUUAUUGUACAGCUCGAUUACAUGAUCGACACUUUGAAUUUGAUACUGUUCAUGGGUAUUAUACACUUCCAUGUCCUACAGGAUGUCCUGAUUCUUACAUACUGGAAGUUCACCACUUUCAUCUUUUGAACGCACAUCAGUAUGAGCAGUAUCAACGUUUUGGCACAGAGGAAUAUGUUUUAAAAGCUGGUGGACUUUUAUGUCCACAACCAGAUUGUGGAAUGGGAAUAAUUCCACAGUCUCCAGACACUGAUACUACCGACGAGGAAUGUCGUAAAAUUCAGUGCAUUGGCGGUUGUGGUUAUGUUUUUUGCCGAAGGUGCUUGCAAGGAUUUCACGUUGAUGACUGCGAAACACAGCACCCAGUAUUGUCUAGUUCUCAGAAUCCUGCUACUGGUACAUAUGCUGUAGAUCCAUUGAAAGCCAAAGACGCAAAAUGGGAUGAAGCUAGUAAGAAAACAAUUAAAGUGUCAACAAAACCAUGCCCUAAAUGCAGAACACCUACUGAACGAGACGGCGGUUGCAUGCACAUUGUUUGCACAAGAGCUGGUUGCGGUUUUCAGUGGUGUUGGGUUUGUCAAACUCAAUGGACAAGAGACUGUAUGGGAAACCAUUGGUUUGGUUAAGAUAUCUUCCAAAAAACAGGAUAAUGGUCAAUAUUUUUUAAUGUUACAUUGAUAAAACGAUUUAGUAGCAUCGUAAUAAGCAGAUUAUAUUGCACUAUAAUAGCUACAGAAAUUCUGUAAAUAAUUAUUGGUCAGAAACUGGUUUGUAAGUUUUCCGUUUUUGAUGUGUUUGUGAAAAUCCUUUCUUUUAAUUUAAAGUUAUGCUACAAUAGUGUUAAGAUAUAGCAAUUUAAAAAAAAUAUAUCUACGGGCUUAGUUAUUUCAAC